CUUGCUCUUUCACUGGAAAUGAGUGCACUUCCUUCUGACAUAGACCCUACAAAGCAGCCAUUACGAGUGUUCAAGGCCCAGCUCGCGGUGUGUACGGUUCUCGGGGUAUCAGCGUUUCUUCUGUUCAGUCUGCUGCGAUACAGAUGGCCCCAUAUCUAUGGGGUGCGAGUGCUGAGGAAGAAUGGGCUGACUCCGUUGCCCAAGACUCUGUUUGGAUGGUGUUUGACGUUGUAUAACGUAUCGGACGCUGAAGUGCUGGAGCAGUCCGGGCUGGAUGCGUAUGUGUAUCUCGGGUUCUUCCGUAUGGCGAUAAAGCUCUUUGCAACGUUCCUUGCAAUAUCGAUGUGCUUUAUAGGCCCUAUACGGUACUACUACACGGGGUUUUUCGAUAGCGAUGGUAUAUCCUGGGACGGUGAGUCAUCAGGAUCUGUGUUAUCGAUCUUCCUCUCGAAAAGUAAGGGCGAUGGUGAUGACGAUGGAGAGAACAAUGGACUCGCCUCUACAGCAUGGAUGUAUGCGUUGUUUACGUACGUUUUCACCUGGAUCGUGUACUACUUUCUCUGGUCGCAGACUGAACUUGUGGUUUCAGUACGGCAGAGGUACCUCGGUCAACAGAACUCUAUAACUGAUCGAACGAUCUUACUCGAGGGAUUACCAACUGAAUUCAACCCUUAUGACUACAGCAACAGCGACAGUAGUUCAACGUCUGAGCUGUCCAGUAAUAAUGAACAUGAAGCUUCUAAAUUUGAUGAAGAUAGACUUAAGAGGUAUAUAGAAGAUCUGGGGAUCGGUAAAGUUAGAGAUAUCUCAAUCGCAUCUGACUGGUCAAGACUCAGGAAGUUGUUCCAAGAGAGGAAGCGAAUCAUGAGAAACCUCGAAGUUGCGUAUUCAAAAUACAUUCCACUAACAGUGGAGGUGUAUACAUCGGGCAAUUUAGAACCAUCAGUGACACCAAGAGAAUUAAUCCCACAAUACUCGGAAUCGGACUCGUUACUCGGCUCAGACAAGAGACCAAAGAAGAGACUGGGGUUCUUGGGGAUAUUUGGUGAAGAGGUUGAUGCAAUAUCAUACUAUUCCAAUAAACUUGUUGAUGUUGAUAGAAGAAUUACAGCAGAACGUCAAAUGGUGAAUCUACCCGCUGCCAGAGCCGCAUUUGUCACCAUGGACUCCGUGGCAUCGGCACAAAUGGCUGCUCAGACGGUUAUUGACCCUCACUUGUACAGAUUGAUUGCAAGGUUAGCUCCAGCACCACAUGACAUCUGCUGGGAUAAUUUGUGCCUAUCCAGAGGAAACAGAUUCCUCAGAUCUAACUUGAUAACUUUUGUCAUUGCAAUCUCUACAGUAGGGUUGAUCUUUCCUGUUAUUUACUUGUCAACUUUUAUCAACUUGAAAACCAUUCAAAAGUUCUGGCCAGCUUUGGGGGAUCUGAUAUCUCAAUCUGAUACGCUAACAUUACUCAUCGGGUUGGUUCCACCAUAUCUAUAUACUCUCUUGAAUGUUUCUGUUCCAUACUUCUAUCAAUACUUGUCAACGUUGCAAGGUUACAUCUCUAAUGGACAAGUGGAACUAUCUGCAACUUCGAAGAACUUUUUCUAUCUCUUCUUCAAUUUGUUUUUGAUCUUUACUUUGGCAGGGACGGCGACCAACGUUUGGGCCUUGUUCUCAGACACUACAAAAGUAGCUUAUGAGCUUGCAAAUUCUUUAAAGACGUUGUCUUUGUUCUAUGUCGACCUUAUCCUGUUACAAGGAUUAGGCAUGUUCCCAUUCAGAUUACUACAAGUGGGUGAUGUUUGUCUUGAAAUUAUAGCAAAGAUGUUCUACUGUCGUACAGCAAGGGAUUUCAGAAACCUUUACUACGUCCCACCUAUCUUUGACUUCUCCUUGGUACUCCCACAGCAUAUUCUCAUCAUGAUCAUCACCAUGAGUUACUCUAUCAUGUCUACGAAGAUCGUCACAGCAGGUUUGGUGUAUUUCUUCCUAGGAUAUUAUACCUACAAAUAUCAGUUAAUGUAUUCUAUGGUACACCCUCAACAUUCGACUGGUCAAUCGUGGCCUAUGAUCUUCAGAAGGGUGUGUCUUGGACUGGUGAUAUUUCAGCUGACCAUGGCUGGAACGUUGGCUCUUGAGCACGCAUAUUUCUUUGCCAUUAUGGUGGUACCACUUGUACUUAGUACGUUUGUGGUAUUUUACACAUUUGAGAAGGACUACUUGCCAUUAUCCUUUUACAUUGCGCUUAAGGCCAUAAAGAAGAGCACUCUAACAAGUAAUGUUGGUUCUUCUACAGCCUUAGCGUCACCUACAAAUGAAGCACAAAGAAGAACUGUUAAGAAGAGGGCAAGCACACUGGAUGAACUCAGAGAGUUGAAUAAGAAGUAUGUGUGCCCAUACCUUGAUGACCCUCUUGAUGGACCAAUAAUUGGCUUUGAUGGAGAUUAUCUACAGCAGAUCCGAUUUGAUCCAACGAGUCUUCAUGGCCAUAUCAUCAGAAAGUAUCAUAUAUCGUCCGAAUGGGAAUGAAAAUGUAAUUCAUUUGCCCGUUAUUUCUUGUGAUCUCCCCCAUAAAUGUUGCUGGUCUCAACCUUGGGAAACUCUGGGAAGUUAAAGUAUUUUAAUGGGUCGAAGUUGUUGUUCUCGCUCUGUUCUUGUGGACUGUUCUUGAGCCCUCUCGUUGAUGAAGCUUGUGGUGAUUUCACUGGACCAUGAGUUGCCGGCUUGAAAAGCGUAUACGAG
Williopsis jadinii is the source of this 2730-nucleotide messenger RNA. RefSeq names its product DUF221-domain-containing protein. NCBI's taxonomy places the organism in Eukaryota, Fungi, Ascomycota, Saccharomycetes, Phaffomycetales, Wickerhamomycetaceae. The transcript has a single exon. Gene Ontology annotation, cellular component: plasma membrane. Gene Ontology annotation, molecular function: calcium-activated cation channel activity. The coding region runs from base 19 to 2517 and encodes 832 amino acids. The record is from RefSeq and is a predicted model, not a curated record.